CUCUUUACAUCAAUCACUCUGAUCAUUUGGACCACCCUUUGGCAACAAUGGACAAGUUUUCGUCGUUUGGAAAGAACAUAAGUUCUGCCUUCAAUACCACCGUCUCCCCCUUCGUCCAGCGGAGUCAGCAACAGCUGAAGGAACAAUUCGGCUCUGCAGAAGAGAAAACUCAACUGCCUGCGGACUACACUGAACUGGAGAAGCGUGUCGAUGCGCUGAAGCAAGUCCACCAGAAGCUUUUGACCGUCACGAAUCAAUACCAGAAUGAGGCAUACGACUACCCUCCAAAUAUUCGCGAAUCCUUCACCGAUCUCGGUCGUAGCAUUUCCGAGAAAGUAACUCUGCUAUCUCAUGCCUCGAGCACAGCCGAAGCCCAGGCUGCGUUCACCGCGCCUCCCUCCGCAAAGCCCCAACCGAAGACCUUUAACCAUGCGAUUGCGCGUGCGUCCUUGGCCAGCUCACAACUCCUUCAACAGACAAACCAGUCUGGCAGCGAGGAUCCAUUAGCCCAGGCGUUGGAAAAAUACGCCCUGGCAGAAGAGAAGGUUGGAGAGGCACGACUGGCGCAGGACCAUGCCAUUCAGUCGCGCUUCCUUGCGGGUUGGAACACAACGUUGAACACCAACAUCCAAUUCGCGACCAAGGCUAGAAGAGCCGUGGAAAAUAGUCGACUCUUGCUGGACAGCACCAAAGCCUCGAAGAAGAGCCAGGUGAUGGGUCGUGGCAUGAACCCGGAUGAUGAGACAGCGCUGAGUGAAGAGGCACGCGCCGAGAUUGAAGCCAAGGAAGACGACUUUGUUUCACAAGUUGAGGAAGCACAAGGUGUCAUGAAGAACGUCCUAGAUACCCCCGAGCCACUCCGCAACCUGGCAGACUUGAUCGCGGCACAGUUGGAAUACCACAAGAGGGCUUAUGAAAUUUUGUCUGAGCUUGCGCCAGAGAUUGAUCAACUCCAGGUUGAACAGGAAAGCAGCUAUCGCAAGAGCAGAGAAGGCGCUUGAUGUCGUCACCUGAAUCAACCAUGACAAGCUUCUGCUUGGGUUGGCCUGUAUGUCUUUCGUUGGUGAGGGAGGGAUUCCCUAAUUCCAUUUUCAAAGGAAUGGAAUGGUCAUAAAUCAUUGAAUGAAUACCACUUUGCCUGUUUUACC
Exophiala oligosperma is the source of this 1148-nucleotide messenger RNA. RefSeq lists its product as uncharacterized. The record is from RefSeq and is a predicted model, not a curated record. The transcript has 5 exons. Lineage: Eukaryota; Fungi; Ascomycota; Eurotiomycetes; Chaetothyriales; Herpotrichiellaceae. Bases 48 to 1001 code for a protein of 317 amino acids.